This is a messenger RNA of Sphenostylis stenocarpa, 807 nucleotides long. The record is from the annotation of a GenBank genome assembly. Lineage: Eukaryota; Viridiplantae; Streptophyta; Magnoliopsida; Fabales; Fabaceae.
AUGAUAUCAAUCAUGUCCAAGCAAAGGUUGCAGGGUAAGGUGGCUAUCGUCACUGGUGGAGCCACCGGAAUAGGAGCAGAGACGGUGAGGAUAUUCUUAGAAAACGGAGCAUCAGUGGUCAUGGCAGACGUCAAGGACGAACUAGGUCACAGCUUCGCAGCUUCAUUUAGCUCAGAGAAAGUGAGUUACCGCCACUGUGAUGUGAGAAACGAGAAGCACGUUGAGGAAACAGUAGCUUUCGCGGUGGAGAAAUAUGGGAGCUUAGACAUCAUGUUCAGCAACGCUGGCAUCGCGGGUCCUCUGUCAAGCAUUCUAGCCUUCGAUCUCAACAAAUUUGACAACACCAUAGCCGUGAAUCUUCGCGGUGCAGCAGCAUUCAUCAAGCACGCGGCGCGUGUCAUGGUGGCGAGGAAGACACGUGGAUCCAUAAUCUGCACGGCGAGCGUGGCUGGAUCGUUCGGCGGAUGCGCAGGUCAUGAUUACACGGCAUCCAAACAUGGCCUUAUUGGGCUUGUUCGGUCGACGUGUAGCGAGCUCGGAGGUUAUGGCAUACGAGUGAAUUCCAUUUCGCCUUAUGCAGUUGCCACGCCUCUUACCUGUGAAGCUUUGGAUAUGGAGGAUGGUGAAGUUGAAGCUGCAGGGCAUGCGUUAGCGAAUCUGCAUGGAAUUACGUUGAAGGGUUGUCAUAUUGCAGAAGUUGCUCUGUUUCUUGCUUCUGAAGAAUCGGCUUAUAUCAGUGGGCAUAACUUGGUCGUCGAUGGAGGUUUCUCCGUCGUUAAUCGAGGUCUUCCAUCUAUUAAAAAUUAA